Messenger RNA from Paramacrobiotus metropolitanus, 1561 nucleotides. RefSeq lists its product as uncharacterized. Lineage: Eukaryota; Metazoa; Tardigrada; Eutardigrada; Parachela; Macrobiotidae. The record is from RefSeq and is a predicted model, not a curated record. The coding region runs from base 555 to 1247 and encodes 230 amino acids. The transcript has 5 exons.
UUGAAGUAAACAAUGUACGGCAAAGCUCACGUACUAUUUUAAGGUGGUGUACGUACUCCGUAUGUCGCAAAAUUUGUUUCUUGUUUCAGAGGUCAUACUAGUGAAACAGGGGAUGAGCGGCUAGCUCACCCCUGGGCGGACAGAGACGGAAAUUCAGCGCGUGCACACUCCCACCUUUAUAUCCCUCUUACAUACAACACAUCAAAGGCUACCGCAGCAGAAUGCUGUGGGGCAAAAGGAAAAAGCAAGCAGCUCGGACGACGAAAUCUGGCAACUGCAGAAUCUACCAGAUCUUCUGGUAGAUGAGAAAAAACCAGCAAAAACAGCAAAACUACCUAACAACCGCGCGAGCGCGGGUGUAUGGAGGAACCACUCCUCCUCACAUAGUCACACUAGUAUCAUUAUUAUCUCACCAUUUCGCACUGCCUGUGGAUAUUGGACUUGAUUUUGUAACCUUUAUUCAUGAUUGUUGCCCUAAGUCUGCCCCUUUUGUAAACCUACCAGUUUAGGUUAUACCUGGCAUCUGAUAGGAACACAACCAAAGGAACAGCCUGAUGCAUUGGUCCGGGAGAGUUGUGUGCGGAAUUAAAAAAUUUAUUUGCAUAUUUUCAUGCUGUUGGGCGUGUACCCCGGUUAUCCCAAAAUGUUACGAAUAUUCCACCUGUGGCCCCACGUACGAAGCCUUGACGAAAGUUCUAACCGAGGCCGAUCGUACUAAGAAAGACGGUAUGGUCUACUUGCCAUUUGUUAGUUCCACAUCUCAGAGCACAGCUCCUGCAAAAAGGGUCACUGCAGUGCCUCCAAAGCCAGAAUCCAUCUUCAUCAUCCCCAUGGAAAAUGUUACUGUCCGCCGGUUCGGUGACGCUAUUUUUAACUGUACAUUUAAUCGAACAUUUCCCUUCGAUGACGCAUGGGAGGACUUUAUGUGGCGGUUUAAUUCCAAGAUCAUUCGUGCUCCGGAAAAGCACCCGUUUCACGGGUUCGAACGGUAUUAUGAUCAACGGCAGGGACGUCUGGGUGGUGCCGAGCACCCUUUAUUUAAUAUAUCCACAACCCGACGUUUGCAGUUAAAUAUAUGGAAAAAUGAGGAUCCGAGGGCAGUACUGUACUGGACCUUUCUUCGACUGCAUAAGGUUGACCUUUACACAUCGGCGCGAGUGGAAUGUUGGGUGCGCACUGAUCCACGUGAUGAGUGGUGGAUGGUGCAAACAGCCUACCUACAUGUCACCUGGCAGACGUCCAUAUAACCGCGCCGGCAAGGGAACGGGUUACGGAGCAUAAUUAUUGUUAUGGCAGUUCACUAUAAUUACCAAGAAUAAUUAUUACAGUAUACUGUAAAAUAAUUAUUCCAUUCGUUGGCUGAAGGCCAGGAUCAUGGUGUUGAAUUAAACGAACAGCUGGUGAAAAACGGUGAUCUGCAAAUCCCAAGAGAAGCGUCAUAAUUUCUAUGCAUUCAAUAAAUUACAUAGAAAUUUAAUAAUGCUAGAAGUAUGCAUAUUUGGUGCAUGGACAGCAUAGUGCAUCUAUGUUCCAUCCACAAAUGAUAGCUGGACACAGUAUU